GCUUCCAAGCAUCACUGGGAAAGCCGAUGGUAUCUCAUUAAGAUUCAGAGCCUGCCCGGACUGCAUCAGAGCUUCAGCAAACUCCCUCCACGGGCAGCCCUGCUGCAUCCGGACACCUUAGCGCCUGCAAAAUGUUCUCGUAGCCAGCGGGGCUGACAGAGAAUAUGAGCCUUUGCCAAAUUGAACAAAUGGUAGUGGAGAAGGAAGCUAUCUGAAAAUUGAGGAUUCUGAAAUUAACCAGCCUACUUCGAGAGGCAAAUUUAUAUCCACCAACUUUUCUUAGAUAUUAACUGACACCCUGGAUAAGUGACAUUAAAUACUAUGCUAGUAUAGCUGAAGACUCCUUAGGAAUAUCUUUGACUGCCUUUCUUUUAUUGACCACCUGCAAGUAAAAAUGGAUGAUCGCUUUGGAAAUAAUACAAAUUUUUAUCAAGGUAGCAACACCUACUCUACAUUUGAAGAAGGGGGGGAACAGGAUGGAUACUAUCAUGGUGGUGAGUACCCAGCACAGGAAGAAGAUGCAGCAAGUGACGCAACAGAAGGGCAUGAUGAAGAUGACGAAAUUUAUGAAGGUGAAUACCAGGGCAUUCCCCAUCCUGAUGACAUUCGAACCAGCAAGAAAGCAGCAAGGGCAAUGGAUUAUGCUGACCACAGAGAUAGUACAGCUGACAAAAUGCAGGAUGAAGAACAACUGGCGCACCAGUAUGAAGCCAUUAUUGAAGAGUGCGGACAUGGACGAUUUCAAUGGACUCUCUUCUUUGUGGCAGGCCUAGCCCUGAUGGCCGAUGGUGUGGAGUGUUUUGUGGUGGCCUUUGCACUUCCCAGUGCAGAAAAGGACAUAUGUAUGAGCAAUGCAGACAAGGGUGCCCUUGGCUUGAUAGUCUACGUGGGAAUGAUGCUGGGUGCCUUCAUAUGGGGUGGACUUGCAGACAAGGUUGGCAGGAGAAGGUGUCUAAUCAUUGCUCUGACCAUCAACUCUAUCUUCUCUUUUCUGUCCUCCUUUGUUCAGGGAUACGGUUUAUUUCUCUUCUUCCGACUAAUCUCUGGUAUUGGCAUUGGAGGCUCCAUUCCCAUAGUAUAUGCGUAUUUCUCUGAAUUCUUGUGCCGAGAGAAAAGAGGAGAACACCUGAGUUGGCUCUGCAUGUUCUGGAUGAUCGGUGGGAUUUAUGCCUCCUCUAUGGCUUGGGGCAUCAUUCCUCACUACGGCUGGGGUUUUAGCAUGGGCACACACUACCAGUUUCAUAGCUGGAGAGUGUUCAUAUUGAUGUGCAUCCUUCCAGCCCUAAGUUCUUUAAUUGGGCUUGUCUUCAUGCCGGAAAGUCCGCGCUUCUUAUUGGAGAAUGGAAAGCAUGACGAAGCCUGGAUGAUUCUCAAGCAGGUUCAUGACACCAAUAUGAGGGCAAAAGGAGAACCAGAGAAGGUCUUCACUGUUUCUCAUAUUAAGACACCAAAGCAGGAAGAUGAAUUCAUUGAGAUACAAAGUUCAACAGGUACUUGGUACCAGCGAUGGUUGGUCAGGAUUAUGACUGUGGUGAAACAGAUUCUUGAGAAUGUUUUCUCGUUGUUUUCACCCCAGUUCAGGCUGAGUACCUUGUUCAUGGCAGUGGUGUGGUUUACAAUGGCUUUCAGCUACUAUGGGCUGACUGUAUGGUUUCCUGACAUGAUUAAGCAUCUGCAGAAUGAAGAAUACAAGUUCAGAGUUAAACAUUUCCACGGUGAGCACGUGGAGCACCUCACGUUCAACUUCACCCUGGAGAACCAGAUCCACAACGAAGGGAAAUUCAUCAAUGCCAAGUUUACAAACAUGGAAAUGAAAGCUGUGACCUUUGAAGACAGCUUGUUUGAAGACUGUUACUUUGAAAACGUCAAGUCUAUGGAUACCUUUUUCAAAAACUGCACCUUCAUUUCAACCGUCUUCUACAAUACAGAUUUCCGUAAAGAGAUGUUUAUUGACUGCAUGCACUGGAACAGUACCUUCCACCACAGCGUCGAACACUGCUAUGUUGAUUUUGAAGAAGAAAAUGACAUUCUUAUCUACUUAGUCAGCUUCCUUGGUAGUUUAGCUGUAAUUCCAGGGAAUAUCAUCUCUGCUCUCUUCAUGGAUAAAAUAGGAAGAAUAAAAAUUAUUGGUGGCUCUAUGCUGAUCUCAUCUGUGUGUACCUUCUUCCUCUAUUUUGGGAGCAGUGAAUCUGCAAUCAUUGGCUGGCAGUGCCUUUUUUGUGGUGUCAGUGUUGCAGCCUGGAACGGUAUUGACGUCAUAACAGUGGAACUUUAUCCAACAAAUAAACGAGCCACGGCUUUUGGGUUCCUCAAUGCUCUGUGCAAGUUUGCUGCCAUCCUAGGAACUUCAAUUUUUGCUUCCUUUGUGGGAAUCACAAAGGUCAUCCCUAUUCUUCUGGCCUCUGCCACCUUGAUUGGGGGAGGCCUGCUAGCACUCCGACUUCCUGAGACGCGAGAGCAGGUCCUCAUGUAACUUACGCAAUGACAAGAAUGAAGACCACAGGAGAGAUCCAAGAGGCAACUGCUUGAUCAAGUUUGACUGACAGAUCCAGGCUGAGACUUACUUUUUAAAGUGGUUAGGGAUCACUGACUCUGCAUGCUGCCAUUUAUGUUUUUCUUCUGAUUUGAUUAUUUGAAGGAGGUUAAAGAAAUUUCAAAUAGUGCAAAAUGGCAUCCAAAGGCCAGGGUUUUCAUUUGCUUGCUUAUAACAAGGGUAUGUCUUUUCUGUCUGUUUUCAUCCCCAUCCCGUCAUUUUCGUGUUUAUUUGUAUUGAUCUGAAAAGAACAUUUUAAAAUACUCAAUGCAGCACAAGAAAAUCCAACCUCAAAUGAAAGAAAUACUAAGAAGAAAAAAAACUUUAUAAAGUCCAACUAUUAUGUAAUCGUCCUUUUAUCCCCUGGGACAGGUUGUCUGAUGGCAACACUUUUUCAUAAUAACAGCACAAUGGCCGGUGAACCAGAAUUUAUUCAAGUGUGUGGAAUAAAUGAAAGAAAAACAAUUAUAACAGGAACAAAAUAAACCAAUGGUGCUCUGCUGAAUCUUAGUAACCUAAAGUACCCAGCAGCUCAGCUCUACUUCUCAAAUGUAUGCUCUGGAGCGUGCCACCAUUUACCAACAGUGAGAGCACUGCCAAGCUAAAACAUCCCUAAAAGUCUAGGUGGUGGCAUGAGGUGCCUGGCCAAAGAUCAGCCACCUUCCUUGUUCUGAGUUCACAAAUUCUGAAAAGAAGGCCCUUCCUGUAGUCCACCACCUGACUGCAUCUCUGAGGGUCAUUACACAGUUACGCUCACGGCCACUGAACCAUCUUCUAAUUCUGCUUUCUACUAGGGCACAACAUAUUACUUUAUAUUUAGAUAUUUACAGCACAUGGUGCUAAAACAAUAUAGGGACAUUAUUAAGAAUCUCAUUGUAUACAUUUCUGUCUUCGACAGACUGAAUUCAAGCUAACAGAUCUUCUAAUAUGGCUGCCAAUGAACUGUGCAGCAAUAUCAAUAAAUGUAACCCAGCACGUCCUGAAUUAUGUAGCUUAGGAUUCUUUAGACUGUAAUGCACAACAUGUGGAUUUUACUGAAUUCAAUGCAUUUUUUUUAUUUUGAUAUAAUACUGUGCCAAACCUAUGUUCGCAGAAGCAUAAUUGACACACGGACGGUGGGAAAUGUUAGUUGAGAGUUGAUCUCAAAUGUGCAUUUUACAUUAAACAUUGACGCGCUUACCUUCCUUUCCCAUCUUUUUAAAGAACGCCGUUGUCUCGUUGCUUUAUACCAACUUUAGCUCCUGCAUAUAACACAUAAUACAGUAAAGGCAGAUUGGUUUUUUUUUUCAUAAUGGCACAAACUUCAACAUUGUACUAAACUGUCCUCUGUCCCCUUCACCUGUGUAAUUGUGAUAUAACAUGAAUGAUGUGCUACAUUAUUUUUAAGUGCUGAGGUGAUCCAUUGACUUUAAAAAUCACAUUUUUUUCUGAUGCAAUAACAUAUUCAAUGCCCAAAAAUGUGCUGCCCACAUGUGCUAUAUCUGAAUUAUUUUCCACAACUUCUACAUUGUUAAGGUAUUCACAUUUGAAACAUGGUUUUUGCCGGUAAAAGAAAAAGCACCUAACGUACACACUCUUAAUUUGUAUCCAAUAUAAACUUUAAAUGCAGCAUUUGGAGUUCAUGACAAACUGCAACAGGCACCAUAAAAAACUGCACGGCCUCCUGCUGCGCUACAGUGUUCAGCAACCGCCAUCCAUCAUACCGAUCAGGACGUAAUUAAAAAACGUGCUUUGAUUUUGUUAAACGCGAGAACCAGUUUUCUUUAUUUGAAAUGAUCUGCAUGGUGAGUUUGGCUUUUCAGUAUCAAAGAAAGCUGCAAUGUCCCACACCUGUCUUGUAACAAAACAAUAGUCUAAACUGUACUUAACUGUAUGUUUCAGUGUAUAUAAAUUCACGUCAAGGUCCAUUUGUAUAUUUAAAAAAAUUAAAAAAAAAAA
Molecule: messenger RNA, 4471 nt
Organism: Polypterus senegalus (gray bichir)
Lineage: Eukaryota; Metazoa; Chordata; Cladistia; Polypteriformes; Polypteridae
Product: synaptic vesicle glycoprotein 2B-like
Exons: 13
Coding region: 395-2473 (692 amino acids)
Biological process (GO): chemical synaptic transmission; transmembrane transport
Cellular component (GO): membrane
Molecular function (GO): transmembrane transporter activity
Source: RefSeq, a predicted model, not a curated record